This is a messenger RNA of Pseudozyma hubeiensis SY62, 2019 nucleotides long. RefSeq lists its product as hypothetical. Gene Ontology annotation, biological process: RNA methylation; piRNA processing; siRNA processing. Gene Ontology annotation, cellular component: nucleus; cytoplasm. The record is from RefSeq and is a predicted model, not a curated record. The transcript has a single exon. Gene Ontology annotation, molecular function: RNA methyltransferase activity; O-methyltransferase activity. The coding region runs from base 1 to 2019 and encodes 672 amino acids. NCBI's taxonomy places the organism in Eukaryota, Fungi, Basidiomycota, Ustilaginomycetes, Ustilaginales, Ustilaginaceae.
AUGGUCGCCAAGAUCUAUUUCGAUCCGCCCCUGUGGCUACAGAGGCAGUCGUGGGUCCUGGGCAAGCUGCGACAGGAGCGUUCCGACUCCGUCGUCGACGUCGGCUGCUCCAAUGGUGUGCUGCUCUCGGCGUUGAUGCAGCCUGCUUUUCAGCUCGACCAGUUCCCCGUCCAUCGCUUUCCUGCACUCGCCCUUCCCGACACAGCUACAGCAAAGGACAAGCACGUUACAGACGACGCGCCGCCCGAUGCCCUCCUCUCGAGUCGCCAUUGGAUUUACAGCCCUAACGACAUCGUGCUGUCCCGCCUGAUUGGUAUCGAUGUUGAGCGCAAGGUGCUUGACAAUGCCAAGUCGAGUCUCUCGCUUCACGGCCUCGCUCUCGACCGCAAUCGUCCGCGAUGGAAGUCGCUCGAUGUGCGCCUCUUCCAAGGUCCCGUCGAGACCGAAAACGAGACGCUCGACGACUACGACGCUUUCGUCGCUACCGAGAUCAUUGAGCAUCUCGAUGAAGCUGCGCUUGAGCAAUUUGCGCCGACUAUCUUUGGAAAGUAUCGCCCUCGCCUCGUCCUCGUCACCACCCCCAACUACUGCUUCAAUGACCACUUCGGCGAGGACCUCAGCACGCGGCCAGGCUUCCCCGACCCCACUGGACGCACCAACCGCGUAUUCCGUCACGACGACCACAAGUUCGAGUUCACUCCCGACGAGUUUCAGAAAUGGUGCGAGACCAUCGCCGACGACUUUGGCUAUCAAGUUCAGAUCCAAGGCAUCGGAUCUGGCAUCUACAGGAUCCCCAAAGAUCAGAUGGACCCGCCCGUUCCUCCUGAGCACGGCGCCAAGGUUUGGAAAGCAUCUCGACCUCGCACCACCUCCAACACCGACCGGAGGCUUCGCUUUGCUACUCAGAGCGCCUUUUUUGUCCGCCACUCCGCUACCACCAUAGCCGCCGGUCGUCAUCGAUCCCAGCCCGAGAGCGUCAACACCAGCGACUCGGCGCACCCUUUCUCCGAUCGAUACUUGCAGUCUCGUUCGGUACCAAGAGCGCCCGUCGAGACUCGCGUGCACGACAUUUUCGACGAGGCCAACAUCCGCGAGGGGGAGGAGAACGAAGAGGACGGAGACGAGCGCGGCAGGUCGGGUCGACGUGCACGCAGUCGACGCACCGAGAAUCUGCCCUUUCUCAGCAUCCCUUCGCCCCAGACGCCGAUCCUUGGUCCGUCUGCCCCGCUCGCCACGCCGAACACUACGGCAAAGGCACUGGCCGAAGCGUCCAUCGGCAGCGCUCCUCCAACUCCCUUCACAGGACACAAGCUGGUGUGGAGUCACCGGUACGACUGCUCACUCGCUUCGUCGCAGGUGGUGGAAGCAGGCAAGCGCAAGAUCCAGACCGGCAUCCCUCUGUCCGCCGACGACAUCCUCGUCACCGUCGUUGAGAAGCAGCGACAGCUCUACGUCCACUCUCAAUGGCACGGAGACGACGGCGCAUCGUCCGAAGCUGGCAUCGGCAAAGAGGCGGUGGCCAAGCUCUGGGACGUUUGGAGCGACGACACGGUCCGGGCCGCAUGUGCUGGUCGUGUCGCUGCUCUGCUAGAUGCGUUGCGGCUUGUGGCACCGGAGGCCGAGCCUGAAUUUGCGGGAUCCGCCACCGCAGCUGCCAGCGGUCUCACCGCCAGUGCCGACGAAACGACAGCCGAACGCCACACCACGGUCGUAGGAUCCGACGCCACGCACUGGGAGCUCCGCGUGCAAACCAUCCGUCACGAAAACGUCUCGGCCACCACCAGCUCGCAGGACUUUGUCGAAUCCGAUCUCUUCCUCGUCUACAUCCACCCGGACGUCGAGCAGUGGCAGGUGGCCAUCGACGAGGCGCGCAACUGGGUGCCGCACGACCUGGCGCGUCGCAACACCAGCAGCGCUGGAAAGGCGAGGCGCAGCAGCUCCUUAACGGGCAACGGCACCGGCGCGGAAGGUGUGAAGCCACUCAAGGACGCUGCUAGUCUGACCCCGACGUGGGAAUAG